AGCGCGGAACCGUAGCUCGGAACCGGGGACGCUAACAUCGCAAAGAUGUUGUCCGUCACGACGCUGAAAAACUCGGCGAUGAAAGUUCGGGCAGUGUGGCACACGCCAUGGUUCCUGGGCGUGGUGCUGCUUGUGGUGGGUUCCCUUGGACUACUCAGACAGUUGAUUCGGCUUCUGAUGAUCAUUCCCGUGGAGGUGUGGAUCAGUCUGAUGAUGAUCUUUGGAGGCGUCAUGUUGGUGGGUGUGGAGGCUGCGAAAGAACUCUAUGCCAACCAGCGAUUUCACACCCUACCGCGGGAGAUGAUGCGACGCUCCAUGCAGAUGGGCCAACGGCUGAGCAUCUUGGCCUACGACGUGGUGGACUCGCGCGAGGAGGUGAAGAUCGUGCUGAGCGGCGUCUCGCCGUUGUUGGCCGAGGUCUUGUGCUCCUCCUCGGCCUUGGAGGCCUUUUGCGUAGUGGCCAACGAAGUUCGACGAUUACUCGGCUACAAGGAUGACGAUGAGGAAACAGACGACAGGUUGGCCACGGCUGUGGGAUGGCUUCAACGACCGCAGCUGAUGUUGGGCUUUGAGGACCAGCUGCGCUGCUGCGCCCUGGCACGCCAAGCCACCAAGGGCGACGCGCCCAAGGCCACGGUCCCUGAGUCCGAGCAGAGCUUCAGCGCGGCGCAGCAACGGAGCUGGGAGAUGUGCCGCGGCAUGGCCAAGGCUGAAGCCUCUGAGGCAUUGCUGCAGGAACUUGCGGAUAAAGAUCCCACCUUUCGCAAGGUGGUUCCACCUGCAGCUCCGGAAGCCGUACCAGAGAAGCCAUUGAACGAUUUUGUUCAGGUCUUCUGUGAACUCUUCGAAUUCCGCCUUCCCUCGGACCUGGAUGCGCGCGCUCUGAAGCUGCGCAAGCGCGCCUUCUGGGCCUCGCUGGCCGUGGUCUUCUACGCCGUGGUCUGGCGCCACUGGGUGCGCCGGAAGCCGCUGACCAUUGUCCGAGCGGUCACCAAUGCGGGCGUGUCCACCCUGUCCACCUAUUUGGCCAUCCUGAAUCUGGGUCUUCCCGCGCCCAUCUACGCCCGUCUGCACGCGCGCCUCCCUGCCUGGCUCCGCAGCGCUGCCGGAAGCAACGAGUUGCCGGGCGCCGCCGGGCGCUUGCUGCGCUGGCUGCUGCAGCUGCUACUCCCGCCCUUACGCCGUCCACUGAUGAUCACUGCUGGUGCCCCAUGAUGGGAAGGCACCUUUUCGUAGACAGUAUGUUCUUCAUGGAAUUGGGUUAUUGUUGUACCAAACCUCG
This is a messenger RNA of Cladocopium goreaui, 1282 nucleotides long. NCBI's taxonomy places the organism in Eukaryota, Dinophyceae, Suessiales, Symbiodiniaceae. The record is from the annotation of a GenBank genome assembly.